GUUCCGUUUGUUUGAUUUUUGCCAUAUUACUUACUGUUUUUACUCUUGUUUAUUUAACAGAAUUAUGUAGAUUGGUUGGUGCCUCAAAGUUAAAAACAUAAUUGCAUCCUUUAAAUUUACAAGAUAUUUAACAAAUAAUACUACAAUUAUCCACAAUGGAGAAUGAAGAUAUCAAACGUGUCCUGUGUCGCUUUAUCUCGGAAACUGGAGAUACUGCAGGGGACAUGAUGGACUUGCCGUUAAACUGUACUGUCCAACAAUUAACAUUAAUAUGCAACGCCCUUUUACAGCAGGAAGAACCUGUACCAUACAAAUUUUUUAUAAGCGAGAAUGAAAUAACCAAUACAUUGCAAAAAACUUUAGAUAUUGGCGGAGUAAAUACUGAAGGUGUUGUUGAUAUUAUAUACCAACAACAAGCAGUGUUUAAAGUUCGUCCAGUUACAAGAUGCACUGCUUCCAUGCCAGGACAUGCGGAAGCAGUGAUAUCAGUUAGCUUUUCACCAGAUGGCAAACAUUUGGCAAGUGGAUCUGGAGAUACUACAGUUAGAUUUUGGGACAUUAAUACACAAACACCACAUUAUACUUGUAAUGGUCAUAAAAAUUGGGUAUUGUGCAUAACAUGGUCCCCAGAUAGCAGCAAAUUGGCUUCAGCAUGUAAAGAUGGUAAAAUAAUCAUUUGGGAUCCUAAAACUGGAAAUCAGAUAGGUAAAACAAUGGUAGGGCAUAAACAAUGGAUAACAUCAUUAAGUUGGGAACCCUAUCAUAAAAAUCCAGACUGUAGGCUCUUUGCGAGCUCAUCUAAAGAUGGGGAUAUUAAAAUCUGGGAUUCUAUAUUGUGUUCAGUUGUUUUAACAAUAUCAGGACAUACUAAAAGUGUUACUGUAGUUAAAUGGGGAGGCUCAGGCUUAAUAUAUUCAGCCUCUCAAGAUAGGACAAUUAAAGUUUGGAGGGCUAGUGAUGGGGUAUUGUGUAGGACUCUCGAGGGACAUGCUCAUUGGGUAAACACAUUAGCUCUAAAUACCGACUAUAUUUUAAGGAUAGGAGCAUUUGACCCCAUUAAAGACUCACACAAAGACACAUUUAUACCAGAUAAAAAGAAAUCACAAGAAUUUGCACUCAAGAGGUUUAAAGAGGUGAUUGAACCAGUUGGUGAGCGGCUAGUUUCAGGCUCAGAUGAUUUUACUCUAUUUCUUUGGGAUCCAGAAAAGGAUAGGAAGCCCUUGGCUAGACUUACAGGCCAUAUGCAGCUGGUUAAUGAUGUUAAAUUCUCUCCAGAUGGUCGGAUACUUGCUUCGGCAUCUUUUGAUAAAUCAAUUAAACUUUGGGAAGCAAAAACUGGCAAAUUUAUUACAACUUUAAGGGGUCACGUUCAAGCAGUCUACGUCAUAGCAUUCAGUGCAGACUCUAGACUGAUGGUCAGUGGAAGUGCAGACUCAACAUUAAAACUGUGGGACUUGAAAAGUAAAAAAUUGGAAAUCGAUCUACCGGGGCAUGCAGAUGAAGUGUUUGCAGUUGAUUGGAGUACUGAUGGGUUAAAGGUGGCCUCAGGAGGUAAAGAUAAAGUGUUAAGGCUUUGGCAAAACUAGGUUUAUUGGCUAAAAUAAAAAAAUUGUUUGUACUAAAA
Anthonomus grandis grandis is the source of this 1624-nucleotide messenger RNA. RefSeq names its product notchless protein homolog 1 (gene Nle). The transcript has a single exon. The record is from RefSeq and is a predicted model, not a curated record. Lineage: Eukaryota; Metazoa; Arthropoda; Insecta; Coleoptera; Curculionidae. Gene Ontology annotation, molecular function: protein binding. Gene Ontology annotation, biological process: Notch signaling pathway; ribosomal large subunit assembly. Gene Ontology annotation, cellular component: nucleolus. Bases 156 to 1586 code for a protein of 476 amino acids.